AUGGCUUUUGGUGCACCUGCCAUCGGAUCUACCCUAUUCUCACGCUUAUUCCGUCCUUUCUCGACUAGCUCCCCUAUCCUUUCCCUGACAUCCGAAUCAGCAUCGCGGGAUAUGUCGGACAACACGCAGAAGGCGACACUGGCUGCUGGUUGCUUCUGGGGAGUCGAGCAUCUGUUUCGCAAAAACUUUGGCAAUGGAAAGGGACUUCUAGAUGCCAAGGUGGGCUAUUCUGGCGGCUCGACGUCGUCCCCGUCCUAUCGAGCUGUGUGCACUGGUCAAACAGGCCACGCCGAAGCGGUGCAGAUAACGUUUGACCCCUCUGUCGUCAGCUACCGCUCCCUACUUGAGUUCUUCUACCGCAUGCAUGAUCCCACCACCAAGGACCGCCAGGGCCCUGACGUCGGCACACAGUACCGCAGUGCGAUCUUCACCCAUGGCGACGAGCAGCAGAAGGUUGCGGAGGAAGUCACCGAGAAGGUGAGCAAGGAGUGGUACAAACAGCCCGUCUCCACGCAGAUCAUCCCUGCAGGUCAGUGGUGGGACGCAGAGGAGUACCAUCAGCUCUACCUGGACAAGAAUCCUUCGGGCUAUGAAUGCCCUGCCCACUUUGUGAGGAACUUCCCUCCGCUUUCCGCAUGA
Molecule: messenger RNA, 639 nt
Organism: Aspergillus clavatus NRRL 1
Lineage: Eukaryota; Fungi; Ascomycota; Eurotiomycetes; Eurotiales; Aspergillaceae
Product: peptide-methionine-S-sulfoxide reductase
Exons: 3
Coding region: 1-639 (212 amino acids)
Molecular function (GO): peptide-methionine (S)-S-oxide reductase activity
Source: RefSeq, a predicted model, not a curated record